Messenger RNA from Cornus florida, 2532 nucleotides. Its product is annotated as trifunctional UDP-glucose 4,6-dehydratase/UDP-4-keto-6-deoxy-D-glucose 3,5-epimerase/UDP-4-keto-L-rhamnose-reductase RHM1-like. Gene Ontology annotation, molecular function: UDP-L-rhamnose synthase activity; UDP-glucose 4,6-dehydratase activity; dTDP-glucose 4,6-dehydratase activity. NCBI's taxonomy places the organism in Eukaryota, Viridiplantae, Streptophyta, Magnoliopsida, Cornales, Cornaceae. Bases 204 to 2228 code for a protein of 674 amino acids. The record is from RefSeq and is a predicted model, not a curated record. Gene Ontology annotation, biological process: flavonol biosynthetic process; auxin export across the plasma membrane; UDP-rhamnose biosynthetic process. The transcript is spliced from 3 exons.
UACAGAGAGACGGAGAGAGCUACUACGAUAUGCAUUUAUAGGCCUCUCUUAAGCCUCCACUCUUCUCGUAAAUCUCCGUUCUUUGUUCCUCAUCAUUGCUUGUACGAAUCGCUUUCUCUCUCUCUCUCUAUCUUCUUCUGGGAUCUCUCUUUCUCUCCAUUGUGGUUGAUCCUGGUUUGGUUAUUCAUUUAGGCUGCUUUGAUAUGGCUGCAUAUACCCCCAAGAACAUCCUCAUUACUGGGGCUGCUGGAUUUAUUGCUUCUCAUGUUGCUAAUCGGCUCAUCCGGAAUUACCCUGAAUACAAUAUUAUUGUGCUUGACAAGCUUGAUUACUGUUCAAAUCUUAAAAACCUCCUUCCAUCACGACCAUCACCCAAUUUUAAGUUUGUGCAGGGGGACAUUGGCAGUGCAGACCUUGUCAAUUUCCUCCUCAUCACCGAGUCCAUCGACACAAUAAUGCACUUUGCAGCACAGACUCAUGUCGACAACUCCUUUGGUAACAGCUUUGAGUUUACCAAAAACAACAUUUAUGGAACCCAUGUCCUUCUAGAGGCCUGCAAAGUCACUGGCCAAAUAAGAAGGUUCAUCCAUGUUAGCACGGAUGAGGUUUAUGGGGAGACAGAUGAGGAUGCUGUUGUAGGAAACCAUGAAGCUUCUCAACUCCUUCCUACAAACCCAUACUCUGCCACAAAAGCUGGGGCAGAAAUGCUUGUUAUGGCUUAUGGCAGGUCAUAUGGUUUACCUGUGAUAACCACUCGAGGAAACAAUGUCUAUGGUCCCAACCAAUUUCCUGAAAAAUUAAUCCCAAAGUUCAUCCUCCUAGCCAUGAGAGGUAAACCCCUUCCAAUUCACGGGGAUGGUUCUAAUGUGAGGAGUUAUCUCUACUGUGAGGAUGUUGCUGAGGCUUUUGAAGUCAUUCUUCAUAGGGGAGAAGUUGGUCAUGUUUACAAUAUUGGGACAAAGAAGGAAAGGAGGGUAAUUGAUGUCGCUAAAGAUAUAUGCAAACUAUUCUCAAUGGACCCAGAAUCAAGCAUUCAGUUUGUGGACAACAGACCAUUUAAUGACCAGAGGUACUUCCUAGAUGAUGAGAAGUUGAAGAACUUGGGGUGGUCAGAGCAGACUACGUGGGAAGAGGGGUUGAAGAAGACCAUGGAGUGGUACACCAGCAACCCUGAUUGGUGGGGGGAUGUUUCUGGAGCAUUGCUCCCUCAUCCUAGAAUGCUGAUGAUGCCUGGUGGGAUUGAGAGACUUUUUGAUGGUCCUGAAAAAUGCAAUGAAGAAUCCUCUCAUUUUUCAAGUAAUCCUAAUCAAACCCGAAUGGUGGUUCCAGUUUCCAAAAGCAGCUCUCCUGAAAAACCCACCUUCAAAUUCUUGAUUUAUGGAAGGACCGGGUGGAUUGGUGGCCUUCUUGGAAAGUUAUGUGAGAAACAAGGGAUUCCUUAUGAGUAUGGAAGGGGGCGUCUUGAGGAUAGGUCACAACUCUUGGCUGAUAUUCAGAAUGUUAAGCCUACUCACGUUUUUAAUGCUGCUGGUGUGACUGGUAGACCCAACGUUGAUUGGUGUGAAUCUCAUAAAACAGAAACAAUCCGUACCAAUGUUGCUGGUACAUUAAACUUAGCAGAUGUUUGCAGAGAGAACGGACUUCUUAUGAUGAAUUUUGCUACUGGAUGCAUAUUUGAAUAUGAUGCUACUCAUCCAGAAGGUUCUGGCAUUGGGUAUAAGGAGGAAGACAAGCCCAAUUUCGCUGGUUCAUUCUACUCCAAAACCAAGGCCAUGGUUGAGGAGCUCUUAAGGGAGUAUGACAAUGUUUGCACCCUCAGAGUCCGAAUGCCAAUAUCCUCGGACCUCAACAACCCUCGCAAUUUCAUUACUAAGAUUUCACGUUACAAUAAAGUGGUUAACAUUCCGAACAGCAUGACCAUAUUGGAUGAGCUUCUUCCUAUUUCCAUUGAGAUGGCGAAGCGGAACCUGAGGGGCAUAUGGAAUUUUACAAACCCUGGUGUUGUGAGUCACAAUGAGAUUCUUGAGAUGUACAAAAAGUACAUUGAUCCCAGCUUCAAGUGGGCUAACUUCACACUGGAAGAGCAAGCCAAGGUGAUAGUUGCCGCUCGAAGCAACAAUGAGAUGGACGCAUCCAAGAUGAAGAAUGAAUUCCCUGAGUUGCUUUCAAUCAAGGAGUCGUUGAUCAAGUAUGUGUUUGAACCCAACAAGAAGAUUUUUACAAAAUAAGCACUUUAGGGUUGUAAAUCUCAGGGCCAAUUCCACACUUUGCACUUGGCAUUAUGGUUUCAGAUUACGUUUAGUAGCGUUGAUCAUGUUAAGUCAUUAUUUUCAGGUUCAUCCCGUUAUUACUACUCUUUUAGAAUCUAGAUGGUUACAAGGACUGCUCAAAGUGUUUUUCAUUAUAGUUAAAAUUUAGAUUUGUUUACAUUCCCUUCUGAGAGGAAUGAUCGAGUUCUUCAUAUAUUUGUUGUCAUUGUGAACCUUAAUCACUAUUGGAUUCUAUUAUAUGCAUUUGUUUGUUCAAUACUAA